AUGAAGCAGCGUCUGGUGCUAACCUCGUUCGUAGAUAUCCGCUUCUCGACUUCGCUCGAUGUAGUGCAGCGGACGGAGCCAAUAGAAGCUGUUGUGCAGGGCGUGCGGAAAGCUAUUCAUCAUGUCACGAAAUCAAAGUACACCACAUUCUUCUACUCGAUAGGAGCACUGGUCCUCUCUGUACUCCUUUCUCACCUGUUCUCGGAUCCGACACACGGCCCAUCGCCAGAUCUUAUUAAGGUCGCCGGACUCGCAAAAUCCUUCGAACCCUCAAUAUACUACUCGGAACAUGGCCACGCGCAGAUUGAGCAAUUACAAGACACCGGUGUUGCUGUUUGGGACUUAGGCGAGAGUGUAAGGAGCACCAACAUGACUUCUGCGCCACAGAUUGUCAACCAACUGGAUGAUCUCUCUGAUAGCCUCAAGACACUGGCAAUGGAGCUCACCAGAUUCUUUGCUGCUGUAGAUGCUGAUGUGGAUUCCAUUCUCCUGGUCAUGGACUGGGCACAACGAGAACUCUCAAACGUGUCGAAAGAGCCUCCUGGCAGACUGGGCAUGCUGUGGUCCAAUGCACACAACAUGCUCACUAAGGUCGGUCUCAUGAGCGAAAAUAGCCAGCUCAUCCAGCAACUGCUCGGUCAAACAUACCUUCAACGAUCGAAGGCGACGUUAGAAAGGACCUUUCACGAAUUUCUGGGCGUGCUGGAAGAAAGCAUUACGAACGAGCUCACUUACUCUCUACAGCUCUUCCAGCUCUUCGAAGCAAUAGACAAGCAAUUUCUCAACCUUCAACGAACAGUCAUUCGCGAGCAGGAUUCACAAGAGCGGCUUGAAAGCGAUUUCCUCGGCAGUCUUUGGACCAGAGUCAUCGGCGUAAACGCAUCAAAGCUCCGAAAAUACGAGAAGAAUCGCAACCUACUGCGAUCUGUUCGUGAUCGGACGGUGCAAAACAAGCAUGUUUUGAUCGAUCACAACCAACGGCUACGACAGUUGCAGUCCAACCUCGAGAUCCUGCGACGCAAGAUGGUAUCACCGCUCGUGCGGAGCAGCAAUUCAAGCACAAUCAGUGUAGAGGCACAAAUCAAAGGUCUCGAGACGACGUAUCAACAACUCAAAGGAAGCCGAGAGAGCCAGAAGAAGAAAGUGUUGGAGCUAGUGUAUGCUGCUGGCAAUCGGCGAGUGUCAUUACCGGGAGGUGCAAGGGAGAUAGAGAGUGGCGACAGUUAUUGA
Molecule: messenger RNA, 1230 nt
Organism: Pseudocercospora fijiensis CIRAD86
Lineage: Eukaryota; Fungi; Ascomycota; Dothideomycetes; Mycosphaerellales; Mycosphaerellaceae
Exons: 1
Coding region: 1-1230 (409 amino acids)
Source: RefSeq, a predicted model, not a curated record